AUUACUACUUCUCUUCGAUUCGCCUCAUAGUCCAUAGCAUAUCAUUAUGAAGCUACAGGGGAACACCCUACUUGGAGCCGUGACGGCAUUGACUGCUCUUGGUUUCAUGCAAAUAGGAUAUGACAACGGGGUCAUGGGAGGUCUCGUGAACCAAACUGCUUUCAAUGACACCUUCGACUCGCCCGGCUCUACAAUGAUCGGCGUUAUUGUUUCUUUGAUGGAGAUUGGCGCAUUCAUAGGAAGCGUGAGCUCUGCUUUCUUCGGGGAACGAAUCGGACGAAGAAAAAGCAUCGCCGUUGGGGUCGUCAUUUUGAUCCUGGGAGCCUUGUUGCAAGCUACCGCGUACCAUCGCUCUCAUCUCAUCGUCGGCCGGGUUGUCUCAGGAGUUGGUCUUGGAAUAGUCAACUCGACAGUACCCGUGAUGCAGGUGGAAUUCUCGCCGAAGGCUACUAGAGGCUUAUACGUCUGCAUGCAACUCUCUACACUGAAUUUCGGAAUCCUCCUGGCUUAUUGGAUUGACUAUGGUUUCUCUACGCACAUAGGCAGCUAUGCCUGGCGAGUUCCUGUGAUUCUCCAGUGUGCUUUCCUAUUCCCAAUGCUUCUCCUCGUAUUCCUUGUGGAUGAAACUCCCCGAUGGCUCGCAGCCCACGACCGCCAAGAUCAGGCCCUGCAGGUCCUCCACCGGCUCUAUACUGACAACAUGCACGAGAGCGAUAUUACGGCCCUACAUGAGGAUAUUCUUCGCACAGUUGCUCUCGAAAAAGCAGUGGGUGCAGGGUCGUGGAAAGAUCUUCUGCGCAAUGAUGAGAUCCAGAGCCAGCGGCGGUUUCUCAUUGCUUGCGCGAUACAGAUUUUCCAACAGCUUGGCGGAAUCAAUGCAAUUAUAUACUACUCUGCGACCCUGUUCGAAAAGUCGGUGGGAUUCUCGAAACACAUGUCGGCUUUGAUGUCGGGCUUCCUGCAGACAUGGUUCUUCGUCGCCUCUUUUAUCCCUUGGUUCCUGAUUGACCGCGUGGGUCGACGCCCACUGCUCCUAUCUAUGAUCUCGACCAUGGCUGCUGUCAUGGCUGUACAGAGCGCUCUGAUUUACCAGGUGCAGAAUAACACUAGUAUUGCCCACACGAGUGGCAUCGCGGCGGCGGCUAUGCUGUUUAUCUUCCAAGGAGCUUUCACCAUCGGGUUUCAAGCUACUGUCUGGGUAUAUCCAUCGGAGAUAUUACCUCUCCGUCUCCGACAGCGUGGCUCGUCAAUCAGUACAGCGUCCAAUUGGAUUUGCAACUACCUUGUUGUGCAGAUUACUCCACCCGCCAUUAGCAAUAUAGGCUGGAAGACCUACAUUAUCUUUGCUGUACUAAACGCCCUCUGGGUUCCCAUUAUCUAUUUCUUCUUCCCGGAGACAAAAGGUCUCCAACUUGAGGAGGUCGACAGGUUAUUCGCUGAUGGGAUUGAACAAUUCACGGGUCAGUCGUAUACAACCAAAGAUUGCGUGCGUCACGUUGAGGAGGCGAGGACUUAGGAUGUAAUCGAGCGUCCACUUUAGUCAAACUUCCCCCUGACUGCCUCUGCUGUUUUAGUAAUAUGCGGG
Messenger RNA from Aspergillus novofumigatus IBT 16806, 1585 nucleotides. Its product is annotated as sugar porter family MFS transporter. Gene Ontology annotation, biological process: carbohydrate transport; transmembrane transport. The transcript is spliced from 4 exons. The coding region runs from base 47 to 1516 and encodes 489 amino acids. The record is from RefSeq and is a predicted model, not a curated record. NCBI's taxonomy places the organism in Eukaryota, Fungi, Ascomycota, Eurotiomycetes, Eurotiales, Aspergillaceae. Gene Ontology annotation, molecular function: carbohydrate:proton symporter activity. Gene Ontology annotation, cellular component: membrane.